Colias croceus (clouded yellow) is the source of this 481-nucleotide messenger RNA. It is a transcript of the gene Mor, whose product is annotated as virescein-like. Gene Ontology annotation, cellular component: extracellular region. NCBI's taxonomy places the organism in Eukaryota, Metazoa, Arthropoda, Insecta, Lepidoptera, Pieridae. The transcript is spliced from 3 exons. The coding region runs from base 1 to 204 and encodes 67 amino acids. The record is from RefSeq and is a predicted model, not a curated record. Gene Ontology annotation, biological process: defense response to bacterium.
AUGAAACUGACAGCCUUAUUCGUGAUGAUAGUGGUGGUAUUAACAGCUCUUAUGGGAUCCAAUGAAGCGGCGCCGGGUAAAAUACCGAUAAACGCUAUCAAAAAAGGCGCGCAAGUUGUUGGUAAAGGAUUACGAGCAAUAAACAUAGCCAGCACUGCGCAUGAUGUCUACACAUUUUUUAAACCUAAAAGAAGGAAGCAUUGACAAAAGUUGAUAUUAGUCAAGUUAUUAUAAGUAUAAAAAACCCAGCUUAAUUAAAAAGUUAUAGAUAGAUAUAACAACAUUUUUGUUACUUUCUUUACAUCGAUAAUAAUCUAAGCCGUCAUGUUAAUAAUUAUGUAGGUAGGUAAUUAGAGGAAGAAACAGAGGAUUGCUUAUUGAAAUGAAUUAAAAUAGUCAAAUAUAAUAUUAAUUAAGAGCUCUACUUAUAAGCUGCAUUUAUAAAUGUUUAAUGUGCCAUGAAAUGAAUUGUAUACUCUUU